Molecule: messenger RNA, 3683 nt
Organism: Chanos chanos (milkfish)
Lineage: Eukaryota; Metazoa; Chordata; Actinopteri; Gonorynchiformes; Chanidae
Gene: rbm14a
Product: RNA binding motif protein 14a
Exons: 4
Coding region: 38-1411 (457 amino acids)
Cellular component (GO): nucleus
Molecular function (GO): mRNA binding; zinc ion binding
Source: RefSeq, a predicted model, not a curated record
UGAACAUUCUGCACCUCGUUAGGUGUACUUAAGUGCAAUGGAGAAGAGUAGCCCGGUGAAGCUGUUUGUUGGGAAUCUCCCCUUGGACACUUCUCAGAGUGACCUGGAAGCCCUGUUUGCUCCCUAUGGCGAAAUGGUGGCCUGUAGCAUGCUGAAGCAUUAUGCCUUUGUUCACCUGCUGGGCGACGGAGCUGCCGAACGUGCCAUCAACGACCUGCAUGGCUCAGAGUUUCGUGGUCGCAACCUGGUUGUAGAGGAGCCGCGGUCUAGGAAUCCGAAUGCCACAAAGGUUUUCGUGGGGAAUCUUAGUGCCACCAGUACCACAGAGGACCUACAGGAACUUUUUCAGAAUUAUGGGAAAGUUCUGGAUUGUGUCAAAGUUCAAACCAAAUUCCCAGCAGGUUAUGCUUUUGUUCACAUGGAGAACAAGGAGGAAGCGAUGCUGGCUAUUGAAGCACUUCACGGAUACAUGUUUAAAGGUAGAGCACUGUCCGUUCAGCUCUCCAAGGCAGCGCCUAGCAAACCGCUGGCGACUGUCCCCUGUGCCAGCUGUGGAAAGACAGGCCACUUUGCAGGCGAAUGCCCCGUGUCCAGACCCCUAAUGGAGCACCAUCAGAGCCAGGCAGCUGUGCUUGCAGCUGCUGCCGCUGCUGCCGCUGGCCUACCCUUGCAGGUACAACAAAGCGUCCACAACUCCUUCUACAACACCACAAGCUUUGAUCCCACCUACGCAGCCCUCAAAGGCCUGACUACCUCCAGCAAGGAUGGCAAACCAGUCAGCCCUGCCGUCUACGGCGCGCUAGCCAGCCAGGUUUACGGCUCCGUAGCUAACCAGGUGUUGGGAUCGAGCAGUCAGCCGGCCGAAUACGAAAACCCGCCACCCGCAGAAGCAGCAUAUGGCACUGACGCCGACCCACAGGCCAUCUUUGAAGCAGCGAGGGCACGAUUCUUUGAACAGGGCCAGCAGGUGCUGGCCGAGCAGCAGGCGGUGACCAAGUCAGACCGGGACCGCAGCCCCGUGAGACGCUCUGCUCCCCUACUGCCAGACCCGGUUCCCAAACCUUUCACCCAGGCGCGGCCCAAAAGAAGAGCUUUACUCCCCACGCCGCCUGGAGGACCAGAAGACCCCUCUGCCUUUGACGGAGACCCCAUCUCUAGAUGCUACGCAGAGUACUACAAACAUUACCAACAGUAUCAGCAGUACCAGCCGUACCCGUACUACCCGUACAGCUAUAUGCCUCCGCCUCCAAUGCCCAUGCCGCCUCCAGGCCCGAUGGAUGCCCAGUACCCUGCUGCCCCCGGCACCGUCACCUCACCAAGCGUGUAUGAGCCGCCUCCACCACACAAAGAGCCCCUCCUCCGCCGUUCCGAUAACCCACACCUCCACCCGCCCGAGCCCCCCUACCGAUAGCCCCAUGCAACCACAGACACUCUGAGUUUAUGUGUGUGUGUUGUGGAUGAAUAGAAGAGAAAGAGCUGUGUGAGUGAAUCUGUGAGAGACUGGUAUGGUCCUGCAUAGUAGUCUUCAGGAAAGGGAUGUUUUAAAUCAAAAUUUUGUAUCAUUCAGAGCUGUUGGGGUUUUUUUUUUUUUUUUUUUAUCCACAUUCAGUAGAGGGAUUUAUCACUGCAGUGUUUAGGACACGUUCACAUUUGUUGGUCCUGAUGGUUUGAAACGCUGGGGUGAUGCUUUGACUUGUUUGUCUUUUGUUUUUGUUUAUUUUUUCCUACAGCGACACAAGUGUUUUACCACUAUUCUCUCAAUAUCGACAUUUUUUUUGUUCUUUCUGAACUUAAGAGAAAAUGGCAGACCCAGGAAACAGGUUUAUUAGAGAAGACUUGUGUUCACAGAAUAAGCAGUUGUUGCAUGAGUGUCGUCCCUAUAUGUGUUUUUUUUUUCUUUUCAGUGAUGCCUGAUUUUACUUUAGCUUGAGAAGCACUUUUUGUUCAAAGUCCGACGAGGGAGGGAAGGAGGGAGAGAGGGAGGGAGAGAGUGUACCUUGUGGAAUCCUUAACUGCUUGAUUGCUGGAAUGUUCCAGAAUUUGGAAAUAGCCCUUUACAUGAUCAGAUAAUCAUUUCUAAUUUAGUGGGACAUUUUGAUGAAUGGAAAGCAUUUAACUUGUUUUGUAAGCCCCCAGAGUGUUGUUCAUUUUUUGGGUAGGGAGAGGACGUUGCGGUUACGACUGCCAAGAGAAUAUUCUAGUUUAUUCCCAUAUAUUGCCAUACAUGCUAUGACAAUAUCUUACAUAUUAAACGUUUCAUCUAAUCACCCCACAGGCAUAGAAUAUUUACAUUGUGAGAGGGGAAUAUGCAGUGGACCAGUGUGGAUGGUGUGUGUGGUUGGUGUGUGUACAUACAUAUAUCUAUCUAAGUAUCUAUCUGAAUGUUCAUGAGGAGCGGUUUGGAUGUGAAUACUCAGCUUUUGAUCUUAUACACAACAGUGCUACAUACAGUAACUCAUCAGAUUUCUUUUUCUUAAAUGGGUGGAAUUCUGGGCUGGGGAUGGAUUCAGACUCAGGUGAACGGCAGCAACAUAAUAGCCUGUUUAUAAGCAAUUUUUAAAUACAUACAUACAUGCAUACAUAUAUAUAUAUACACACACUCACAUCUCUCAGACCCAAUUAAAAAAACCCUUCUCUGUGAUGUUAAUGGCCUCACAAUCUCAACUCUGACCAAUAUUGUGAGCGUUGAUGUAAAAUGAUAAUGGGUGAUAUACGCAGACUCUUAUCUAGUGUUCAUUUCCGGAGGUUAACCGCCAAGUUUUCAUAUAGUCAUGGUCACCCAAGUACAGGUACUUACACUGUUGUCUCGCUCUGACUGACUUUAAAUGAGUCGGACGUGUCGUCGGAGCCAAAUUUGAAAAGGAGGACAGGUGGUACAACCUGCUACUCGCAGGAUCAUAGAACAAUCAGCUACCAUCUCAAACCUCUGUUCCUUUUCUGAAAUGGACCGUGGGUGCUCUGGUUGUCAAUAUUAGCUGUCUUGUUCUUCACUGACCCUGUAAAAUAGAGCAGAACAUGUUAUGUUUUUCUUUCCCUUUCAUUGUGAUUUUCCUUUUUUCUUUCUUUUUCUUUUUUUUUUUUUCUUUUUAAACUUGAGGAGUUCAGAAUGAUCCCGUUCAUUAUUUCUUUGAAGCAUUUAUUUUUUCCCUUUUACAUUGACACAUCCAAUCACUAUUCUUCCUUCUUUUUUUGAGGGUCAGACAUGUGGAGUAGUGAGCUGUUUGGCUUAAGAUAUGUUACUUGACUGCUCCUCUUCCACAACGAUGUAAAGACUAGUAGUGAAAGAUGAUGAUGACUGCGUUUGAGAAUUAAUGCCAACUGAAGUGCUUUAUUUGAAUUCUUAUGUAUUUCUGUUCAGAAUUUCAAACAUGUAGAGUGAUGUCCCAAUUCGUAUUUUUAGACGGUUCAAAUUAAAUGUUCAUGGUCAAAUUGAAAACUUGGAGACGGCUGUCUGGAAAGGUCAGUUGUGGUCCUAACUCACCUCGGCCAACUACAAAUGAGUUUCACAAGUCACAUUUGACAGCUUCUUGGAUUCUGUGAGGUCUGUUCUGACUUUCUCACCAGACCAAAACCACUAGUGCAGGAACUCAUGAACUUUUUUUGCCAUCUCUUAGGAAAAGAAAUUUAAAAAAAAAAUCCUUGAUUUCCAGCAGUAAGUCCUAGCUUAAUGCCAUGUUGCUCUC